AUGGAUGUAUAUAAUGAAUUUAUAAAUCCUUCAAGAAUAAACAACUGUGUUGGUUGUAAUUUCACAACAACAAAAUCAAAACAAUUAAUAGUUGCAAAAUCAUCAAUUUUAGAAAUAUUUGAAAUUAUUCAAACGACAACCAAAACUUCCAAAUUAAAAUUAAUUGAUCAAUUUAAAUUACAAGGUACUAUUACAGAUUUAAAAGCUAUUAAAACUAUUGAUUCUGAUUUAGAUUAUGUCAUUGUUUCUACAAAAUUUGCUAAAUUUUCAAUUAUUAAAUGGGAUAAUUUUUCACAUACAAUUCAAACUGUAUCUUUACAUUAUUUUGAAAAUUGUAUACAAAAUUCAACAUAUGAGAAAUUAGGUAUAAGUGAAUUAAUAGUAGAGCCAACAUAUUCCUCAGUUGCUUGUUUAAGGUAUAAGAAUUUAUUAUGUUUUUUACCAUUUGUUGUUGAUAUUGAAAGUGAUUCAGAUAUCGAUGAAGAUGAUAUAGAUGAUGAUAAUUAUGAACCAAAAAUAAAAGAAAGAAAUGAAUCUUUUUUUAAUGAAAGUUUUAUUAUCGAUGCAACUAGUCUCGACUCCUCAAUCGGUAAUGUAAUCGAUAUGCAAUUUUUACAUAAUUAUAGAGAACCUACAAUUGGUAUACUUAGUUUAAAAAAUCAUGCAUGGGCAGGCAAUUUAAUUAAAAAUAGAGAUAAUGUAGAAUAUCAUGUAUUAACAUUGGACUUACAAUCAAAAACUACAUUAUCAGUUUAUAAACAUGAAAAUUUACCUUAUGAAGUAGAUAGAAUAAUACCAUUACCAAAGCCAUUGAAUGGUGGUUUAUUAAUUGGAUGUAAUGAGAUAUUACAUGUUGAUAAUGGCGGGAUAAUUAAACGUAUUGCAUUAAAUCAAUUUACUCAAUUAACUACUGGGUCAUUUAAAAGUUAUCAAGAUGAGACUCAAUUAAAUUUGAAAUUAGAGAAUAGUACAGUUGUUCCUAUUCCAGAUGAUAAUCGUGUGCUUUUCAUAUUAAAAACUGGUGAAUUUUAUAUUCUUAAUUUUGAAAUGGAUGGGAAAUCAAUAAAGAAAAUAUUCAUAGAACAAGUUGAUUUUAAAAUGUAUCAAAAUAUACAAUUUACGUAUCCUGGUGAGUAUGCAAUAUUAGAUAAAAAUUUAAUAUUUAUUGCUAAUAAAAAUGGAAAUAGUCCAUUAAUACAAAUUAAAUAUCGAGAUAGUCUUAAAAUAAUUAAAAAAGAAGAUGAUGAUGAAAUUUUAGAUGAAGAAGAUGAAGAAUUAUAUAAAAGUGAAGAGGAAGAAGAACAACAACAUAAAAUACUAUCUAAAUCACAUAUAGAAUUCAUUUUUCAAGAUUCUUUAAUUAAUAAUAGUCCAAUUUCAUCUUUUACAUUAGGUUUUUCAAGUCAAACCAAGUUCAAAUCAAAUCUUCCAAAUCCAUCAUAUAAACAAAUGUCAAUAAUCGCAAAUGCAGGAUCGAACAAACAAGGGAAAUUAAAUAUAAUAACACCAACAAUUCAACCUAUUAUAUCUUCAUCAUUGACAUUUUCACAAGUUAAUAGAAUGUGGAAUUUAAAUCAAAAAUAUUUAAUAACUUCAGAUGAUGUAAAUUUAAAAUCUGAGAUAUUCCAAAUUGAGAAAAGUUAUUCACGUAUGAAAUCAAAAGAUUUUAUAAAUAAUGAAUUGACAAUCAAUAUGCAUGAAUUAAAUAAUGGAAAAUUUAUAUUACAAAUUACUCCAAAACAGAUGCAAUUAUAUGAUAAUAAAUUUAAAAAAAGAUUAAGUUUAACUUCAGAAAUUAAAGAUGAUGAAAUUUUGAGUUCAAUUCUUAAAGAUGAAUUUUUAAUGAUUUUUUUAGCAAGUGGUGAUGUUAUGAUAUUUGCAAUAAAUACAUAUAAUGAAACAUAUUUAAAGAUCGAAAUUCCAAAAUUAUUAGAUGAUACAAUUAUAACUACUGGAUAUAUAACUAACUCCAACUUAUUAUCUGUAGUGACUAAAGAUGUUUCAGUAUUAAUGAAGAAGAGAAAACAUACAGGUAAUCCAGUUCAACAACCACUGAAUGUAUCUAAAUCCAAGACUUUUGUUUUAGUCACUGGUGAUAAUCGAAUAGUAGCAUUUAAUAGAUUUCAUCAAGAGAAAUGUUUUCAACUAAAUGGGAUUGAUAAAUUUAUGGAUACUAUUAAUCUUGGAUUUUUUGAUCCUAAUCAAGGUGAGAUAAAUCCUCUUAUUAAACAAGUUUUAUUAACUGAAAUUGGUGAUAAGUGGAACAAGGAUGAAUAUUUAACUAUUUUAACUAUUGGUGGUGAAAUAUUCAUGUAUAAGUUAUAUUUCGAUAAUGAAAAUUGGUCAUUUAAAAAGAUAAAUGAUUUGAAAAUUACCGGAGCUCCAGAUAAUGGAUUCAGUCAUGGAACUUCAAUUGAAAGAAGACUAGUAUAUUUCCCUAACCUAAAUGGUUAUACAUGUAUUUUCGUAACUGGUGUUAUUCCAUAUUUGAUACUCAAGUCCCUCCAUUCCAUACCUAAAAUAUUUCAAUUUUCAACCAUUCCAGCAGUUUCAAUAUCUGAAUUUUCAGAUUCAAAAUCAGUCAAAAAUGGAUUGAUAUUCUUGGAUGAUGAACAAAAUGCAAGAAUUUGUGAAUUACCAUUAGAUUAUAAUUAUGAAUUUAACCUUCCCAUAAAAACAGUUGAGAUUGGAGAAAGUAUAAAACAGGUAGUUUAUCAUGAAUCAUCAGACACGGUAAUCAUAUCCACAUACACUGAGAUACCUUAUAAUUGUGUAGAUGAAGAGAAUAAACCAAUAGUAGGAACAUAUAAAGAUAAACCGCCAGCAAAUUCAUAUAAAGGUUCGCUUAAAUUAAUAUCUCCAUAUAAUUGGACAGUCAUUGACUCGAUUGAAUUGAAAGAUAAUGAAGUUGGAAUGAGCUUAAAAUCAAUGAUACUUAAGAUAGGUGCAUUCAAGCGUGAGUAUAUUGUUCUAGGAACAGGUAAAUAUCGUAUUGAAGAUUUAGCAACUAAUGGUUCUUUUAAAAUAUUUGAAAUUUUAGAUUUGAUUCCUGAGCCAGGUAAACCUGAAACAAAUCAUAAAUUUAAACAAACAUUUAAUGAAGAUACAAGAGGUGCAGCAACGAGUGUAUGUGAAAUUAGUAGUAGAUUUAUGAUCACACAAGGUCAAAAGAUUAUAAUUAGGGAACUUGAAGAUGAUGGUGUGGUUCCAGUUGCAUUUCUUGAUAUUCCUACAUUCGUAACAGAUUCGAAAUCGUUUGGAAAUUUACUCCUUUUGAAUGAUUCACUUAAGGGGCCUUGGUUGAUUGGAUUUGAUGCUGAUCCAUAUAGAGCUCUCAAGUUUGCUACAACAGGAUUUCAAUUCAAUGUUGAAGUUGGAGAAUUUUCAAAUUUUAAAGAUGAGUUGUAUUUAACUGUGGGUGAUAAUAAUUCCAUUUUAUAUACGUUGAAUUUCGUUCCAGAAGAAAGUAGAUUAAAGAUUAGAAAUUCAUUUAGAUUGAAUUCUCAAAUUACGGUCCUUGAGAAAGUGGAAUUUGAAGAUUCAUUUUAUAAUAUUGGUGCUUGUUUAGAUGGUUCUUUUUUUAAAUUUUUUAAAAUUCAUGAACGAGCUUAUAAACAUAUGUAUUAUUUACAACAACAAAUCACAAGUAAGAAUUAUUCAUAUUGUGGUUUAAAUCAAAAGAGUUAUAGGUUUGAUAAUAUUGAUACUAAAUCAACAAUUGAAAAUCAGAAUCCAAUUUUAGAUUUUGAAAUUAUUAAAAGUUUUACUAAAUUGAAUGAUUUGAAAAAGAAGGCUAUUGCUGCUAAAGUGGGGAAAUUGGCUGAUUUAUAUGAGGAUAUAUUGAUGAUUGAAUUGAUUUAA
Molecule: messenger RNA, 3861 nt
Organism: Insectozyma verbasci
Lineage: Eukaryota; Fungi; Ascomycota; Pichiomycetes; Serinales; Debaryomycetaceae
Source: the annotation of a GenBank genome assembly